Molecule: messenger RNA, 1020 nt
Organism: Cladophialophora yegresii CBS 114405
Lineage: Eukaryota; Fungi; Ascomycota; Eurotiomycetes; Chaetothyriales; Herpotrichiellaceae
Exons: 1
Coding region: 1-1020 (339 amino acids)
Source: RefSeq, a predicted model, not a curated record
AUGUCGCUCGCUGACGGCCUGGUCGACGUUCAUCGCUGCACUUCACCAACGAGGCCGAGUUCUUCGUGGACAACCGACUCUCUGUUUGCGGACUCGGCAAUCAGCGUACAGACGCCUGCACUCCAGAAAGAGACAUAUCCGUUUGGGUCAGGUGAUGCGCCUCGGGAGUGCGCCAUUGCAGAUCGUCUCAGCGGCUUGGUCUCUGAAAUCUGGGCCUGCGAGCAGGACGGCGGGAUUCGAGGCGAAAAACAAAGGAAAAUCACAAGGGCCGUAGAAGCGAUCGAGGCGGCAUUGGAGCGUGACUCGCUGUCGGAGGAAGGUAGCGAAGCAGAAACGACCCUUCCCACUCAACCCCCAAUCACACCGGAGCCUCCCACGACCCCCAUCACAGUGAGCGAUCUGGAAUCGAUCCGGACUUGCUUGGCCGCUACCGUUGAGUCCAUGCGCAUGCGACAACAAGAGCAGCGCCACCUGCAUCAUUUGACAACCGAAAAGUUAGAAGCAGUCGCACAAAAGUGUAUCCAACAGGAAACCCGCCUGCGCGAGUUUAGCGGAGAGAUCGCAAGCCUCAAGGAAGACAAUCAGUUCUUGAGUCAGGAAAACCAGGUGCUCCAUGUCCAACUGAGCAAUGCUCAGUCUGAGUGUGCCAGGAAGGAGAUCGCCAUCAAGGCGAUGUCGAGCGCCGUGUCAGGGCUGGAGGGAUAUGUUAAUGGCUCGCCCGUUCCAAAGAGGCCGGCUGAUUCUCCGAGGAUAGUCUACCGAGGAAAGGGCAGGUUUCGUGGUCGCUAUUACGCGGACGAGGCCGUAAAAGAGCCGAUGGGUGAUGACCUUGAUGUACCUGCCGAUCCGAAGGCUCUACACGAGGGUGUUACGGCGUGGCUUCGAGGUUUUCGGGACGUGGAAGAAGAGUUGAGAUCGGCUCAGGGCUCUGCUAAAGGUGCUCGUGCAAAACAGCCGCAGAUCAAACCGAGGAUCUUUCAGGAUGACUGGGGCGAAUUUGAGACGGCCACUAGUACAUGA